Molecule: messenger RNA, 771 nt
Organism: Iphiclides podalirius (scarce swallowtail)
Lineage: Eukaryota; Metazoa; Arthropoda; Insecta; Lepidoptera; Papilionidae
Source: the annotation of a GenBank genome assembly
AUGUUUACGGGUAAAGUUGUUCUUAUCACCGGUGCGAGUGCGGGGAUCGGGGCUGCAACAGCUGUAGAUUUUGCUAAAUUAAAUGCAGAAUUAGUUCUAAACGGGCGCAAUAAAGUGAAUCUGGACAAAGUAGCUACACAGUGUGUGCAAAAUUCUCCGACACGAUUAACGCCAUUGGUUAUUGUUGGUGACCUAAAUAAAGAAGAAGAUAUAGAAAAUAUCAUUAAAAAAACAAUAGAGCAUUAUAGCAGAUUAGACGUGCUUAUUAAUAAUGCUGGUAUUUUAGAAGGCGGAUCAAUCGAAACUACUAGUAUAGGCCAAUACGACAGAAUAAUGACUACAAAUGUUCGCGGUCCGUAUUACGUAACAAUGCUAGCAACACCGUACCUCAUAGAAAGCAAAGGAACCAUAGUAAAUGUGUCAAGCGUUGCUGGAUUGAGAUCAUUCCCCAAUAUCCUCGCUUAUUGUAUGUCGAAAUCGGCUUUAGAUCAAUUCACGAGAUGUGUUGCGCUAGAAUUGGGUCCAAAAGGGGUUAGAGUCAAUGCUGUUGACCCUGGUGUUAUUACUACCGGCAUACAUUUAAAGGGAAGCAUGACAGAAGAUGAGUAUAAGGACUACUUGAAGAGGUGCGAACAGACUCAUGCUCUUGGGAGACCGGGAGUCAGCAAGGAGGUCUCCUCAGUCAUAAUUUUCUUAGCUAGCGACGCCGCUAGUAAUAUAACUGGCGCUACCCUACCUGUUGAUGGCGGACGACACGCUAUGUGCCCACGA